AUGCCUGCCGCCAAAGUCAUCAGUGAAGAGCCUUUGGACAACAAAGACGCGAAAUGGAUCCGUCUCAAGAAGAUUCAUUACACUGAUCAAGACGGAAAACAGAGACUUUGGGAGUCUGCUGAGCGCACAACUCGCAAGGAUUCUGGAAUAGACGGCGUUGCUGUCCUCGCUGUCCUUCGUUCCAAGACCAAGGCUUUCCCCCUCUCGACAGUCAUUAUAGAGCAAUACCGUCCUCCUCUCGACAACAUCGUUAUUGAACUCCCUGCUGGUCUUGUCGAUGCAGGAGAAACAGCCGAGGCAGCAGCCAUUCGAGAAUUGAAGGAGGAGACAGGAUACGAGGCCGAUAUGACUACCGAACCCGAGUCCUCGCCGAUCGUUGUCAGUGACCCAGGAAUGACUAAUUCCAACAUGAAACUCGUGGUUGUAAGUGUCCUCCUAGAAGAUAAACUCGAAACUCCUACCCCGUGUCUUGAUGAUGGGGAACAUAUUAUCACUCGCGUCGUAGAGCUAGACCAACUCGAUACCGAAAAGUACAGACUUCACUCACCCAACACACAGGGCUUUGUAGUAGAUGCUAGGCUCUCUCACUUCGCAGCUGGUUAUGCAAUGGCGAAGAGGAUCAGUAUCGGCGCAUUCCCCUGA
This is a messenger RNA of Suillus discolor, 642 nucleotides long. Its product is annotated as NUDIX hydrolase domain-like protein. The record is from RefSeq and is a predicted model, not a curated record. The transcript has 7 exons. Gene Ontology annotation, biological process: nucleoside phosphate metabolic process; ribose phosphate metabolic process. Lineage: Eukaryota; Fungi; Basidiomycota; Agaricomycetes; Boletales; Suillaceae. Bases 1 to 642 code for a protein of 213 amino acids. Gene Ontology annotation, molecular function: ADP-ribose diphosphatase activity. Gene Ontology annotation, cellular component: nucleus.